This is a messenger RNA of Saxophila tyrrhenica, 2430 nucleotides long. RefSeq lists its product as uncharacterized. NCBI's taxonomy places the organism in Eukaryota, Fungi, Ascomycota, Dothideomycetes, Mycosphaerellales, Extremaceae. The transcript has 8 exons. Gene Ontology annotation, biological process: glucan catabolic process. The coding region runs from base 1 to 2430 and encodes 809 amino acids. Gene Ontology annotation, molecular function: beta-glucosidase activity. The record is from RefSeq and is a predicted model, not a curated record.
AUGAAGAUGCGUACGGCGGCAGCUCUGCUUGCUGCGACUGGCUUUGCUUACGGACAAAAUGCUUCGAUGAUUUCUGGUCCGCCGUGGAUGCAUUCGAAGUUCACCAGCAGUCCGCCGGUUUAUCCUUCGCCCAACGCAAUAGGCCUAGGCUGGGACGCAGCCUUCCAGCAGGCAUCUGACUUCGUGGACCAACUGACGCUUCAGGAGAAGACAAUGCUGGUGACCGGCGAGACUGGACCAUGCACAGGCAACAUCCCUGCCAUCCCGCGCCUAGGCUUCGAAGGGCUCUGCCUCAUGGACGGCCCUCUCGCCAUCAGACAAGCGGACUUCGCUUCUGCGUUCCCGGCAGGAAUCACAGUUGCAGCCGCCUGGGAUAGGGAUCUUGCCCGGCAGCGAGGGCAAGAACUAGGUGCAGAGUUCAAGGCGAAGGGUGCGCAUGUCAUUCUUGGGCCUGUGGCGGGACCGCUGGGACGGAGCGGAGAACGGUCUACAGGCUUGUGCGAAGCGUACGGUCAUCCGUCAAACAUCACCAUCGCUUCUAGUGCUGACGAGUUGCAAGAUUAUAUCGGCAACGAACAAGAGACCCAGCGCAACCCCAGUGAGAACGAAGACGGCAAGACGAUCGAAGCGGUCUCUUCCAACAUCGACGAUCGGACCAUGCACGAAGUCUACCUCUGGCCUUUCCAAAACGCCGUCAAAGCUGGGGUGGCCUCCAUGAUGUGCUCGUACAACCGCAUCAAUGGUUCGUAUGGGUGCCAGAACAGCAAGACGCAGAAUGGUCUCCUAAAGGAUGAGCUUGGAUUCCAGGGAUACAUCAUGUCUGAUUGGGGCGCCACGCAUUCGGGCUAUCCGGCGAUCCUUGCAGGCGAGGACAUGGACAUGCCAGGCACGAUCGGCUUCACGCCAGGAGGCCCUUCGUUCUUCGGUGGCAACAUCACCAAGAGCGUCAACAACGGCAGUCUGCCUCUCGAACGAGCGAACGACAUGUGUCGAAGGAUCAUGACACCCUACUUCCAGUUCCAGCAGACUUCGUAUCCCAUGAUUGACGCAAGCGAACCCGCGCUCGCCGGAAAUAGCGUAUCCGACUACAACUACACCUUCAACCUUGGAAACCAAUCCGACAUCGACGUCCGCGACGACCACUCCCAUCUCAUCCGCGAGCUCGGGGCAGCGGGCACAGUCCUGCUCAAGAAUACCAAUAACACCUUGCCACUGAAGACGCCGAAAAACGUCGGCGUCUUUGGCAAUGAUGCUGCAGAUAUUACCAUCGGUCUAUACUUUGGCAGUGAUCCCGAUCUCCAGAACAUCGGAUACGAUAUUGGGGUUCUCCCAAUCGGUGGCGGGUCAGGAACUGCUCGCAUGACCUACGUUGUGAACCCACUGGAUGCGAUCAAGCAGAAAGUGGCGUCUUACGACGAGAAGGCGUUGGUGCAAUACGUGCUCAACAACACCCUUGUCAUUGACAGUGGUGGCUUCGACAUACUCUUUCCUCGUCCACCAGAAGUCUGCCUCGUCUUCCUCAAGACCUGGGCCACGGAAGGCUACGAUCGGCCCUCGCUUCUCGUGGACUGGAACGGCACCGCCCUCGUCGAAAGCGUAGCAUCCCAGUGUCCAAACACUGUCGUCAUCACGCACAGCGGUGGCUUGAAUGUCCUGCCUUUCGCUGAUCAUCCGAACGUCACUGCCAUCCUUGCUGCGCACUACCCGGGCGAGCAGGUCGGCAACUCUAUUGUUGAUAUCCUGUGGGGUGAUAUGAAUCCGAGUGGUCAUCUGCCGUAUACCAUUGCCAAACAUGAGGAUGAUUACUCAUUCGCCGACAUUACGAACUCUACGGCUUUGCUCAAUACCCAGGACCCUAAUGCUUGGCAGUCUGACUUCAAGGAGAGAUUGCUUGUUGACUAUCGUAAGCUUAAGUACUCGCUCCCGCUGACCAUAAGGGCAGGAUAUUUCGACUACGUCAACCAAUCCGUCCAAUACGAAUUCGGCUACGGCCUCUCCUACACCACCUUCUCCAUGGGCUCUGUCUCUGUCCAACCAUACGCAAGCGCCUUAGACCUCUCCGCCACACCACCGGCCCAGCAGAUCGUUCCCGGCGGCAACCCAGCACUCUGGGAGAAACUCUACUGCGUCACCGCCACCGUGUCGAACACCGGCUCCGUGGCCGGCGCAGCGGUACCGCAGGUCUAUCUCGGCUUGCCGCAGCCGGCGAACCAAGAUACGACGCCCCGGCAGGUGCUGCGAGGGUUCGAGAAGAUGAUGUUGCAGCCGGGCGAAAGUCGGGAGGUGAGGUUCGAUCUCACGAGGAGGGACGUGAGUUACUGGGAUGUUGUGACGCAGCAGUGGACGAUUGGGCAGGGGAGUAUUAGUGUCAUGGCCGGGUUCUCGAGCCGGGAUGUUCAGGGGACUGCUUCGUUCAGUCCGUUGGGUUAA